CCGGAAGUACUCGGUUCCUGAGAAGCGUGCUGGUUAAGAAGUAGAGUCAGAGGUCGUGGGGCCAGAAGGCGUUCCUGCCGCUGGCCUAGUCGCUAUGUAGCGGAGGGGCAGGCGUCCUCCUGCAUGUUCUGGAAGGUUCUUGUGCUCCACUAGGGCAGUAGCCCCAAGACUUGUAGUCGCCGGCUUCGGGUCCCUGGCGGCUGAGCGGAGUCGCCGCCAUGUUUGGCUGCUUGGUGGCAGGGAGGCUGGUGCAAACAGCUGCACAGCAAGUGGCAGAGGAUAAAUUUGUUUUUGACUUGCCUGAUUAUGAAAGUAUCAACCACGUUGUGGUUUUUAUGCUGGGAACAAUCCCAUUUCCUGAGGGAAUGGGAGGAUCUGUCUACUUUUCCUAUCCUGAUUCAAACGGAAUGCCUGUAUGGCAACUCCUAGGAUUUGUCACAAAUGGGAAACCAAGUGCCAUCUUCAAAAUUUCAGGUCUUAAAUCUGGGGAAGGAAGCCAACACCCUUUUGGAGCCAUGAAUAUUGUCCGGACUCCAUCUGUUGCUCAGAUUGGAAUUUCAGUGGAAUUAUUGGACAGUUUGGCUCAGCAGACUCCAGUAGGCAAUGCUGCUGUAUCCUCAGUUGACUCAUUCACUCAGUUCACACAAAAGAUGUUGGACAACUUCUACAAUUUUGCUUCAUCAUUUGCUGUCUCUCAGGCCCAGAUGACACCGAGUCCAUCUGAAAUGUUCAUUCCAGCAAAUGUGGUUUUGAAAUGGUAUGAAAACUUUCAAAGACGACUAGCACAGAACCCUCUCUUUUGGAAAACAUAAUUUGAAUAAAAUAAUUUUUAAUGGAUUCUGAAAUUUGUCAUGUUUUGAAGAGAAAUGCCUCCAUUUAAAAGUACGAAGUCAAAAGAGGAUCAUGAAGCCUAAGUUUAAAAACUGCUUAUUGACUGAAGCUUAAUGAAAAUCUUCAUAAAAAAUUAAAAACAUGGAAAAAUGACAAUAUGUUCCUUAUUAAUGAAUUUUUCUCCCUUAAGCUUAAAAUAUUCAGAGGCAAAACACUUUGUUUUGGCUAGGAUUCAUUUUUUACUUAAAAAUAAAGCAUAUUCAUAACAA
Neogale vison (American mink) is the source of this 1100-nucleotide messenger RNA. It is a transcript of the gene HIKESHI, whose product is annotated as heat shock protein nuclear import factor hikeshi. Lineage: Eukaryota; Metazoa; Chordata; Mammalia; Carnivora; Mustelidae. Gene Ontology annotation, molecular function: nuclear import signal receptor activity; Hsp70 protein binding. The coding region runs from base 219 to 812 and encodes 197 amino acids. Gene Ontology annotation, biological process: protein import into nucleus. The record is from RefSeq and is a predicted model, not a curated record. The transcript has 5 exons. Gene Ontology annotation, cellular component: nucleus; cytosol.